Messenger RNA from Limanda limanda (common dab), 2746 nucleotides. RefSeq names its product leucine rich repeat and Ig domain containing 4b (gene lingo4b). Gene Ontology annotation, molecular function: protein binding. The transcript is spliced from 3 exons. Bases 175 to 1989 code for a protein of 604 amino acids. Gene Ontology annotation, cellular component: extracellular region. The record is from RefSeq and is a predicted model, not a curated record. Lineage: Eukaryota; Metazoa; Chordata; Actinopteri; Pleuronectiformes; Pleuronectidae.
CUGUGCCGCUCGGAGGCGAAGCUGCAGCGAGUCCGAGGGUCGGAUGGAAGUUCUAAAGAGCAAGUUACCGACGGAACUUGAUCCAAACGCAGGACUUAACUCGAGUCGGAUUCCAACUUGACUGCCACUGGUUAUGAAAAUCUGCACAUCGAGACUGAAACGGCAGGGGGUAAGAUGUUUGUGGAGUCAGUGGUCCGAUGGGGGGCGUGGAGCGUCCUGCUCCAGUUGGGACUGGGAGCAGCUGCAGGAGUCUGUCCGUCCCGAUGCGUCUGUCGACCCGAAGCCAGAGAAGUGAUCUGCUCUGGCAAACAUCUGAUUUCGGUGCCAGAGGGUUUUUCCGGUGACGCCAGGCGUUUGGACAUCUCCCACAAUAAGAUUAAGACAGUGGGACGCCGCCAGUUCUCUGGCCUCCUGCAACUUCAGGAGUUGGACCUCAGCGAUAACAUAAUCUCCAUGAUUGAGGUAGAGGCUUUCCAGAGCCUGCAGAAUCUCAGGACUCUUCGGAUUAAGAACAACCGACUGAAGAUCCUCCCGGUCGGCGUGUUCUCUGGCCUGUCCGGCCUGCGCCUUCUAGACUUAAGCCAGAAUGAGAUUCUGGUCUUCCUGGACUAUACCUUCAGAGAAAUGAUGAGCCUGCAAACGCUGGAGGCCGGAGAGAACGACUUAGUGUUCAUCUCGCAGCGGGCGUUCGUUGGUCUCCAGAAUCUGCAGGAGCUCAACAUAGAUCGCAGCAAUCUGACGUCUCUUCCCACGGAGGCGCUGUCGCAGCUGCAGAGCCUGACGCGUCUUCGGAUGCUGCGUCUGACCAUCACCACACUUCCCAACAACGCCUUCCGAAGACUCCACCGUCUGCGCAGCCUCCUGAUAGCCAACUGGCCGGCCCUGGACUCGAUAGCUAGCAACAGCCUGAUUGGUCUCAAUUUGACCUCGCUCGUCAUCAGCAGCUGCAACGUCAGCGCUGUUCCUUACUCGGCGCUCCGUCACCUGGUCUACCUGCGCUACCUGGACCUGUCCUACAACCCCAUCACCGCUAUCCAAGGGAAUCUGCUCGGCGACCUCCUGAGACUCCAGGAGCUCCACCUAGCAGGAGGGAGCCUGCUACGGAUAGAGCCCGGGGCCUUCAGGGGCCUGGCCUACUUCCGCAUGCUCAAUGUGACGUCCAAUCAGCUCACCAGCUUGGAGGAGAGUGUCUUCCACUCCGUGGGGAACCUUCAGGUGCUGCGGUUGGAUGGGAAUCCACUAGCAUGUGACUGCCGCCUCCUGUGGGUGGUCCGUCGCAGAUUACGCUUGAACUUCGACGGACAUCAGCCCACUUGUUCCUCCCCGGACUCGGUGAGACAGCGUGACUUCAGAGACUUCUCGGAGAAGGAGCUGCCGCGGCUGUUCACCUGCCGUCCUGCUCGCAUCAUGGACCGCCGGCCGCAGGAGGCCCGGGUGGAGGAGGGCACCACGGUUCUCUUCUCCUGCAAAGCUGACGGGGAUCCGUUCCCGUCCAUCACCUGGAUCUCCUCCCACAAGAAUUUGGUUUCUGCAACAGGAAGGAUCAGGGUUUUGCCCAACGGCACGCUGGAAGUGCGUUUUGCCCAAGUACAGGACAGCGGUACGUACCAGUGCCUGGCCGGCAACGCGGCCGGCAACGACAGCCUGACCGUGGGCCUCUACGUGAAGGGCCUCCCCCGGAACCGGACCAUCCCUUUCUUCUCAGAGGAGGGCUGGGCGGAGCCUUCCAAUCCGCAAGCAGCCAACUCCUCGGCUCAAAUGGCGAAGCCGUACCCGUUCGACGCCAAGACGCUGAUCAUCGCCACCACCAUGGGCUUCCUGUCGUUCCUCAGCUCCGUGGCCAUUUGCUUCGUCUUCAUGUUCUUCUGGAGCCAGAGCAAAGGGCAGAUCAAACACAACGCAAAUAUUGACUUUGUGCCCCGGUCCUCCAUGGGUGGAGGAGAAGGAGGGGGAGGUGAUGGUGGCAGGUUCACCAUGAAGCUUAUUUAAAGCCAAGGCAGAGGUCCGAGGGGUCUUCACAGUGUGUGUCAGUUCUUUGCCAUGUGGACCCUCCCCUCCGGUGGGACCCUCAGACACAGAGACCUCUAUUCCAUGGCUCAUCAGUGCCAGUCUGUCCAGCUUCUAAUUUAAGAGCUGAACGUCUCAGCACCCACUUGGCUGUGUUAUCUAACUAAUGAAUAUCUCAUGAUGCUGGAGUGGAGUGAUGUGAACAGACUGUGGAGCAGAGCUGUGUCACGGCGGCUGAACAACCUCUGAUUUGACAGGUCUCUCUCUCUCUCUCUCUCUCUUUAUGCAGCAAGUAAUUAUCAUUUAACUUCACAGAUUUGGGGAUAACACAAAGAGACUUUGAAUUCGACACAUGAAACUAAUGUCUCUGAGUUAUUUAAUCACAUCAGGUGCUUGUUUUUUCGUCCACCACAUUGUACAAGUCAAGUGAACAUUUUGACCCGAGUUGCUGGUUUCACUCACCAACAGAGAAUCACGUUCAGCAUCGGUUGUGAGACUUUAACUUUCAACAUGUGACUUUAAAAGCUUUUGAUACCUGCAAUAAACACAAAUGGAAUAGAGUCGCCAAAUCAUUUUCGGAUUCUCAAGUUUGUGCCGACGUUUUGGAAAAAAUGUUCAAGCUUCGCAUUAUGUUUGAUUUACAGCUUGAUUUAAAUGAUUAUGUAAAGGGACAGAUUAGUUAUUACAAACCAUGAUACUCGUAGGAAUGUUCCCAUUUCAUGCUUAAAGCUAGAAAGUC